Messenger RNA from Neltuma alba, 663 nucleotides. RefSeq lists its product as uncharacterized. Bases 1 to 663 code for a protein of 220 amino acids. The record is from RefSeq and is a predicted model, not a curated record. Gene Ontology annotation, molecular function: nucleic acid binding; zinc ion binding. The transcript has a single exon. Lineage: Eukaryota; Viridiplantae; Streptophyta; Magnoliopsida; Fabales; Fabaceae.
AUGAAGGAUAGAAUUCAAUGGAUCCUUAAGUCAGAACACUUUGAGCUCAUCGACCUACCAAACAACUACUUUGUCUUCAGAACCUCAGUGGUAGAACUGCGGAAAAAGUUACUAUUUGAUGGUCCAUGGAUGAUACAAGGACAUUAUUUAGCUGUUCAGAGAUGGAGUCCGAAUUUCAACCCUUAUUGUAACCGAGUCAAAAAGGUGGCGAUCUGGGUCAGAGUACCAACACCCCCAAUGCACAUGUAUUCUGAAGAGUGUAUGUGGGAACUCGGCAACAUGAUAGGCAAAGCACUGAAAGUCGACCUAAAUACACUUACGCAAGGUAGCAACAACAGUAUACAAGUGGAGAGAGGAAAAUUCGUAAGAGUGAGCGUUGAGGUUGAUCUAAACAGAAAGCUCCAAUCUCGCUUUGUACUAAGAAAAUGCAUAUUCAUAGUAGAAUAUGAAGGGCUGAACGUAAUAUGUUUCAAGUGUGGUGAAUACGGAUACAAAAGCAAGAAUUGCUCCCUAACUAAAGGGACACUGGAAACAGAGACAUCACCGGAAAGGGAGAAACAAACGGCCAACACAGAAUCACCAACUGUCAAAACUGACAAGAAACAACCACUGUUCAGCAUUCCUAGAGUCACGAUUAACGAGGAAUUUGGAACCUGGAUGUAA